AUGGCGGAUCCAGGGGGGGGGGGUCAUGGACUCAAGACCCCCUCCCCCCGAGCUGGUUGGCAGUUAAUACAAGAAUUUGUAAGAAAGCUACGUGAUUCUGCAAUGCAAGCUAUAGAAGCAGUAAGAAGCUUCACAGAUGGUGUCAAAGAAGAAAUUAAUUUGUACAUAGAGAAGAUUCAUGCAGACAAACAAAGGUUACUUAGACGAAUUAAAGAAGCUGUAAGGAAAGUAACCGAUAAGUUAUUUGACGCUGGAGAGGCAAUAACAACCUGUGUAGAGUCUCAUCGUGAAGAAGCAGACACUCUCAUCGAACAAACGUAUCUCAGGUCCAGAGCCUGUGCUGAUGACCGUAUAAAAGAAGUCAACGAUAUGAUAGAUGAACUUACCACAGAGUCAAACACUGCGCUCGACUAUUCCAAAGAUGUAUUGGAAAGCAUGAGAAAUUGCUCCAAAAACGACGAUGGAUCCAUUUUAAAUGUCAGUCAAUGCUUAAAUCCUCUAACAAAUGAGGUUCAGUACUCGGGAGCUACAUUCGCUGCGAAUAGUGGAAUCUCGAUAGCACGUAUCAAUGCGGCUCUAGGUACGUUACCGGCUGCCUUCGAAAUGUGUGCAGGUUAUAAUAUGAUCAGAGCAACGAUCAGCACUGCAAAAAUUGUAAUCGACAUUGGAAGAUGCUCGGCGAAAUCCUUUAUUUCAUCUAUUCCAUCUACUGAUUAUAAUGUAGAUGCAUUAUUAACUAUACAACGAAGCUCUGAACAAAGAAGUCUAGCAGAUUUAUGGAAGAGCGUUAAACAAAGUGCAAUCAAUGCAUGGGAGUCCGUGAAGAACAUCGCUAAUCAUACAGCUGAAAGAAUAAAUGUAUGGAUUCGAAAUAUUAAAACGAAGGCAAAUGAAAUCAACAAUGUGUUUAUAAGUCGUAUACAAAAAAUGAAGGAGGAAAUAAAUAAUUUAAUUGCGAAUGUUAAAGUGUCAGGCGCACUUGUAAAAGAAUGCAUCAAGAAACAACAGGAAGCAAUAGAAGAAAUCUUAAAAGGUAUACUAAUUAAUGUAACGACUUGCAUAUCACAAAGUGUCUACCAUCUGCCGCUGCCAGAAGACACAACCACACAUUUAUUAAUUGAGAAGAAUGAAUUUAUUAGUAACGUAGAUAAGGCAUUACAAGCUUGUCUCAAUCAUGAAAAUAUCGAUGAAUGUUUUAACGAUGUGAGGAAAAAUGUGUACAAUGAUUUAGAGAACGAAGAAAAGGCCAUACUAAAUUACAGAGAUGAAACCAGAGCAAUAGUAGACGACAUCUUAAACACAAUUGUAUCUUGUACAAGCAAUGGUCUUAUAGAGGCUUCCGCUGCCAUCACCAAUACAACUAUACAGAUAAUUAAAUGUGUUUCUGAAGCAUCAUUUAACUAAUAAUUGAUAUUAUUUUA
Messenger RNA from Papilio polytes (common Mormon), 1421 nucleotides. RefSeq lists its product as uncharacterized. The transcript is spliced from 7 exons. The record is from RefSeq and is a predicted model, not a curated record. The coding region runs from base 1 to 1404 and encodes 467 amino acids. Lineage: Eukaryota; Metazoa; Arthropoda; Insecta; Lepidoptera; Papilionidae.